Molecule: messenger RNA, 571 nt
Organism: Strongylus vulgaris
Lineage: Eukaryota; Metazoa; Nematoda; Chromadorea; Rhabditida; Strongylidae
Source: the annotation of a GenBank genome assembly
ACUCUCAAUACUCCAACCUUUUUUUCAGUUUUGGGAAGUGAUCUCUGAUGAGCACGGUAUCAAGCCCGAUGGAACAUACCACGGAGAAUCUGAUCUUCAGCUGGAGCGAAUCAAUGUAUACUAUAAUGAAGCACAUGGCGGUGAUGCAGUGGAAAUUAAUGUAGCCGAACCGAAAUGGCGUCUUUCAGGAGGCAAAUAUGUCCCGCGUGCAGUUCUUGUUGAUCUCGAGCCCGGAACUAUGGAUUCAGUCCGUUCCGGGCCAUAUGGGCAAUUGUUCCGCCCUGAUAACUAUGUAUUUGGACAGUCUGGCGCAGGAAACAAUUGGGCGAAAGGUCACUACACUGAAGGGGCUGAGCUUGUGGACAAUGUUUUAGAUGUAGUGAGGAAAGAAGCUGAAGGAUGUGACUGUCUUCAGGGCUUCCAAUUGACUCAUUCGCUUGGAGGAGGUACCGGCUCGGGUAUGGGAACUCUCCUCAUCUCCAAAAUUCGGGAGGAGUAUCCUGAUAGAAUCAUGUCUUCGUUCUCAGUUGUACCUUCACCAAAGGUAACGCACUUUUUGAAGAGUAGUUAA